This is a messenger RNA of Closterium sp. NIES-65, 12591 nucleotides long. Lineage: Eukaryota; Viridiplantae; Streptophyta; Zygnematophyceae; Desmidiales; Closteriaceae. The record is from the annotation of a GenBank genome assembly.
AUGCUCUCAUUCCCUCUAACCCACUCUCAUACGCUCUCAUUCCCUCUCAUCCACUCUCACACGCUCUCAUUCCCUCUCAACCACUCUCAUACGCUCUCAUUCCCUCUCACCCACUCUCAUAGGCUCUCAUUCCCUCUCACCCACUCUCAUACCCUCUCAUUCCCUCUCACCCACUCUCUUACGCUCUCAUUCCCUCUCACCCAUUCUCAUACACUCUCAUUCCCUCUAACCCACUCUCAUACGCUCUCAUUCCCUCUCACCCACUCUCAUACGCUCUCAUUCCCUCUCACCCACUCUCAUACGCUCUCAUUCACUCUCACCCACUCUCAUACGCUCUCAUUCCCUCUCACCCACUCUCUCACGCUCUCAUUCCCUCUCACCCACUCUCAUACGCUCUCAUUCCCUCUAACCCAUUCUCAUACGCUCUCCUUCCCUCUAACCCACUCUCAUACGCUCUUAUUCCCUCUCAACCACUCUCAUACGCUCUCAUUCCCUCUCACCCACUCUCAUACUCUCUCAUUCCCUCUUCCCCACUCUCAAAACGCUCUCAUUCCCUCUCAACCACUCUCAUACGCUCUCAUUUCCUCUCACCCACUCUCAUACGCUCUCAUUCCCUCUCACCUGUUUCGGUGGGGGGCCAAGUGGUCCCCACUACACACCCCUCCAACCUUACCAAGUGGGUCCUACUCCGCAUCUACGACGAUCGUCGACAUGAGUGCGGUGCCAUUGUUCAAUGGCGAGCACUAUGCAUCAUGGCGCUUCAAGUUGAAGGUGCACAUGAUGGAGCGUGAGCUUUGGGGCUUCUUCGACGGAUCCGAAGUGAAGCCUCCAACCGCCUCGACAACGGAGCAUGGAGCAUGGGUGAAGAAGGACAAGAAGGCGUUCUCGUUUCUCGUGUCGAAGCUCGGACUUCAACUCGUGCCGGUGGUGAGCUCGUGCAUCGACCUUGAAGGAGCUACACGUGAAGCUUGGAGGCGCCUCGAGAACAUCCACGUGACGAAGUCUCUCCACAGCAAGUUGCAAGCGAGGAGGAACUUCUUCACCGUGCGCAUCAAGGAGGGCGAACGCAUGCGCGCAUACGUCAACCGCGUUGAGGAGCUUGGCGAACGAAUGGUGGAGCUUGAAGCGGACGUGGAUGAGAAGGAUUGGAUCAUGACGCUUCUCGGAGGGCUCGGAGAGGAAUGGUCAACCGUCAUCACCACCCUUGACGGCACGCAAGCGACGUGGACCAAGGAGGGGGUGACGACGCGCCUCAUCAACGAGGAGAUGCGGUGGAUCAACUUGAAAGGCGAUUCAACGAGUUCGGCUCACUUCACGCGCGGCGCGAAAAAAGGCGUUGUCUACACCAAGCCACGGAAUGACCGUGGGCAUGCAAGUGGAAGCGUGAGCUCUUCACGUGGAGGACAUGCCAACAACAACAACAACCGUGGUCAUGCUCGUGAAGGAGCAUGCCGGUAUUGCAAGAAGCUCGGGCAUUGGUGGCGCGAGUGUCGGAGCAAGCCAAGGGAUUGGACUCCAACGUCAACGUCUUUAAUUCAAGAGGAGAGGCGCGCGAACGUGGUGACUUUGGGAGAAGACACCAAGGAGCUCGUGUUCAUCGCAGGAGAAGGAGCUCUUGGCGGGCUCGCAUGGCUUCUCGACACGGGCGCUACACAACACAUGACGCCGCACGCGGAGCUUCUUGAGGAUGUCUCGGUGGAUGCUCCUAUCAAGCGCGUGGUCUUCGGUAAUCAAGACUCGCUUGAGGUGGAGGGACGCGGAACAUUGCGCAUCGCGGUGGACGGCGGUCCAAUGACAAUCAACAACGUGUUGGUUGUGCCGGGACUCGGCGCCAACUUGCUCUCCGUGUCACAACUCACCACCAAGGGAAUGCGUGUCAACAUCGAAGGCGCGGUCAUGACAUUGAGCACGUCUUCCGGGCGCUUCAUCGGCAAAGCGCAUCAAGACGGCGGACUCUUCAAGCUCGUGGCUACACCGAACCUUGCGUCGGCGCACGCGGCGGUGGCAAAGCCUUCAUUGGAGAUGUGGCACAACCGCUACGGGCACUUGAGUGCGUCAACCAUCCGCGCCAUGGCAACUCAAGGCGUAGUGCACGGGAUCGUCAUCGACUCGUCAACAAACGAGGAGGUGGAGAAGUGUUCGGCGUGUCUUGAAGGGAAGAUGGCGCGGAAGCCGUUUCCAACUCGCACGAAGCCUCUCGCCUCCAACCCGCUCGAUCUCGUCCAUACCGGCUUUGGCGACAAACCGGACGUCUCCAACCUCCGCACCUUCGGGUGCAUUUGCUACUAUCACGUUCCCGAUGCUACACGCACCAAGCUUGAGGCGAAGGCGCGUGUGGGGAUGUAUUUGAGCCAUAGCCUUGAUCACAAGGGAUGGCGGGUGUGGGACUUGGAGAGCGGAAAGGUGGUGGUGUCGCGCGACGUCUCAUUCUUCGAGAACCGCUUCCCAACUUCACCAAAAGAGAAGCAUUCGGUCGUGGUCAUCCCUCCAACGGUUGAAGACACGAAUGAGUCAUCUUCUCACGAUGUUCCCAAGGAGAGGAGUGUUCAAGACGAGGAGGGAGAUGUUGUUGAAGUGGUUGGAGUGGAGAGUGAGAAGGAUGGUGAUCCUUCUACCGUCGUCGCUCCAACGCUUGCAUCUACUCGCGCUCGAAGAACUCCUCAUCCGAACCCGAAGUACGCCGACUACUCGCUUGUGGUGGAGGAUGAUGAGGAAGGGGAAGAUGCCAUGUGCUUCAUGGCCGACUUCACACCUACCACCUACCGUGAGGCGAUGGAGACGCUCCAAGCCGGUAAUUGGACUCAAGCACUCAAUGAGGAGUACGAGUUCAUGAUUGAAAAUGAUGUCUAUGAUCUUGUCCCUUUGCCCCCAAAUAGCUACACCGACGGCGUCUUAAAGUGGCCGGUUCUUCCUACAACUCAUACGCUCUCAUUCCCUCUCACCCACUCUCAUACUCUCUCAUUCCCUCUCAACCUCUCUCAUACUCUCUCAUACGCUCUCAUCCACUCUCAUCCACUCUCAUCCGCUCUCCACCCCUCCCAUCCCCUCUCAUCCCCUCUCAUCCCCUCUCACACACUCUCAUUCCCUCUCACCCACUCUCUCACGCUCUCAUUCCUUCUCACCCACUCUCUCACGCUCUCAUUCCCUCUCAACCACUGUCAUACAAUCUCAUUCCCUCUCACCCACUCUCAUACGCUCUCAUUCCCUUUCACCCACUCUCUCACGCUCUCCGUCCCUCUCACCCACUCUCAUACCCUCUCAUUCCCUCUCACCCAGUCUCAUACGCUCUCAUUCCCUCCCACCCACACUCAUACACUCUCAUUCCCUCUCACCCACUCUCAUACCCUCUCAUUCCCUCUCACCCACUCUCUUACGCUCUCAUUCCCUCUCACCCACUCUCAUACACUCUCAUUCCCUCUAACCCAUUCUCAUACGCUCUCAUUCCCUCUCACCCACUCUCAUACGCUCUCAUUCCCUCUCGCCCACUCUCAUACGCUCUCAUUCCCUCUCACCGACUCUCAUACGCUCUCAUUCCCUCUCACCCACUCUCAUACGCUCUCAUUCCCUCUCACCCACUCUCAUACGCUCUCAUUCCCUCUCACCCACUCUCAUAUGCUCUCAUUCCCUCUAACCCACUCUCAUACGCUCUCAUUCCCUCUCACCCACUCUCAAACGCUCUCAUUCCCUCUCACCCACUCUCAUACGCUCUCAUUCCCUCUCACCCACUCUCAUACGCUCUCAUUCCCUCUCACCCACUCUCUCACGCUCUCAUUCCCUCUCACCCACUCUCUCACGCUCUCAUUCCCUCUCACCCACUCUCAUACGCUCUCAUUCCCUCUAACCCACUCUCAUACGCUCUCAUUCCCUCUCAUCCACUCUCAUACGCUCUCAUUCCCUCUCAACCACUCUCAAACGCUCUCAUUCCCUCUCACCCACUCUCAUACGCUCUCAUUUCCUCUCAUCCUCUCUCAUACCCUCUCAUUCCCUCUCACCCACACUCUCACGCUCUCAUUCCCUCUCACCCACUCUCAUACGCUCUCAUUCCCUCUAACCCACUCUCAUACGCUCUCAUUCCCUCUCAUCCACUCUCAUACGCUCUCAUUCCCUCUCAACCACUCUCAUACGCUCUCAUUCCCUCUCACCCACUCUCAUACCCUCUCAUUCCCUCUCACCCACUCUUUUACGCUCUCAUUCCCUCUCACCCACUCUUAUACACUCUCAUUCCCUCUAACCCAUUCUGAUACGCUCUCAUUCCCUCUCACCCACUCUCAUACGCUCUCAUUCCCUCUCGCCCUCUCUCAUACGCUCUCAUUCCCUCUCACCCACUCUCAUACGCUCUCAUUCCCUCUCACCCACUCUCAUACGCUCUCAUUCCCUCCCACCCACACUCAGACGCUCUCAUUCCCUCUCACCCACUCUCUCACGCUCUCAUUCCCUCUCACCCACUCUCAUACGCUCUCAUUCCCUCUCACCCACUCUCAUACGCUCUCAUUCCCUCUCACCCACACUCAUACGCUCUCAUUCCCUCUCACCCACUCUCAUACUCUCUCAUUCCCUCUCACCCACUCUCAUACGCUCUCAUUCCCUCUCACCCACUCUCAUACGCUCUCAUUCCUUCUCACCCACUCUCAUACGCUUUCAUUCCCUCUCACCCACUCUCAUGCGCUCUCAUUUCCUCUCACCCACUCUCUCACGGUCUCAUUCCCUCUCACCCACUCUCAUACGCUCUCCGUCCCUCUCACCCACUCUCAUACCCUCUCAUUCCCUCUUACCCACACUCAUACGCUCUCGUUCCCUCUCACCCACACUCAUACGCUCUCAUUCCCUCUCACCCACUCUCAUACGCUCUCAUUCCCUCUCACCCACUCUCAUACUCUCUCAUUCCCUCUCAACCACUCUCAUACUCUCUCAUACGCUCUCAUCCACUCUCAUCCAAUCUCAUCCGCUCUCAACCCCUCCCAUCCCCUCUCAUCCCCUCUCAUCCCCUCUCACACACUCUCAUUCCCUCUCACCCACUCUCUCAUGCUCUCAUUCCCUCUCACCCACUCUCUCACGCUCUCAUUCCCUCUCACCCACUGUCAUACACUCUCAUUCCCUCUCACCCACUCUCUUACGCUCUCAUUCCCUCUCAUCCACUCUCAUACGCUCUCAUUCCGUCCCACCCACACUCAUACAGUCUCAUUCCCUCUCACCCACUUUCAUACCCUCUCAUUCCCUCUCACCCACUCUCUUACGCUCUUAUUCCCUCUCACUCACUCUCAUGCACUCUCAUUCCCUCUGACCCACUCUCAUACGCUCUCAUUCCCUCUCACCCACACUCAUACGCUCUCAUUCCCUCUCGCCCACUCUCAUACGCUCUCAUUCCCUCUCACCCACUCUCAUACGCUCUCAUUCCCUCUCACCCACUCUCAUACGCUCUCAUUCCCUCUCACCCACUCUCAUAGGCUCUUAUUCCCUGUCACCCACUCUCAUAUGCUCUCAUUCCCUCUAACCCACUCUCAUACGCUCUCAUUCCCUCUCACCCACUCUCAAACGCUCUCAUUCCCUCUCACCCACUCUCAUACGCUCUCAUUCCCUCUCACCCACUCUCAUACGCUCUCAUUCCCUCUCACCCACUCUCAUACGCUCUCAUUCCCUCUCACCCACUCUCAUACGCUCUCAUUCCCUCUCACCCACUCUCAUACCCUCUCAUUCCCUCUCACCCACUCUCAUACGCUCUCAUUCCCUCUCACCCACUCUCAUACGCUCUCAUUCCAUCUCACCCACUCUCUCACGCUCUCAUUCCUUCUCACCCACUCUCAUACGCUCUCAUGCCCUCUCACCCACUCUCAUACGCUCUCAUUCCCUCUCACCCACUCUCAUACGCUCUCAUUCCCUCCCACCCACACUCAGACGCUCUCAUUCCCUCUCACCCACUCUCUCACGCUCUCAUUCCCUCUCACCCACUCUCAUACGCUCUCAUUCCCUCUCAACCACUCUCAUACGCUCUCAUUCCCUCUCACCCACUCUUUUACGCUCUCAUUCCCUCUCACCCACUCUCAUACACUCUCAUUCCCUCUAACCCACUCUCAUACGCUCUCAUUCCCUCUCACCCACUCUCAUACGCUCUCAUUCCCUCUCACCCACUCUCAUACGCUCUCAUUCCUUCUCACCCACUCUCAUACGCUCGCAUUCCCUCUCACCCACUCUCAUACGCUCUCAUUUCCUCUCACCCACUCUCUCACGCUCUCAUUCCCUCUCACCCACUCUCAUACGCUCUCCGUCCCUCUCACCCACUCUCAUACCCUCUCAUUCCCUCUCACCCACACUCAUACGCUCUCGUUCCCUCUCACCCACACUCAUACGCUCUCAUUCCCUCUCACCCACUCUCAUACGCUCUCAUUCCCUCCCACCCACUCUCAUACGCUCUCAUUCCCUCUCACCCACUCUCAUACGCUCUCAUUUCCUCUCACCCACUCUCACGCUCUCAUUCCCUAUCACCCACUCUCAUACGCUCUCCGUCCCUCUCACCCACUCUCAUACCCUCUCAUUCCCUCUCACCCACACACAUACGCUCUCAUUCCCUCUCACCCACACUCAGACGCUCUCAUUCCCUCUCACCCACUCUCUCAAGCUCUUAUUCCCUCUCACCCACUCUCUCACGCUCCCAUUCCCUCUCACCCACUGUCAUACCCUCUCAUUCCCUCUCACCCACUCUCUUACGCUCUCAUUCCCUCUCACCCACUCUCAUACACUCUCAUUCCCUCUAACCCACUCUCAUACGCUCUCAUUCCCUCUCAACCACUCUCAUACGCUCUCAUUCCCUCUCGCCCACUCUCAUACGCUCUCAUUCCCUCUCACCCACUCUCAUACGCUCUCAUUCCCUCUCACCCACUCUCAUACGCACUCAUUCCCUCUCUCCCACUCUCAUACGCUCUCAUACUCUCCCACCCACACUCAUACGCUCUCAUUCCCUCUCACCCACUCUCAUACCCUCUCAUUCCCUCUCACCCACUCUCUUACGCCCUCAUUCCCUCUCACCCACUCUCAUAUGCUCUCAUUCCCUCCCACCCACACUCAUACGCUCUCAUUCCCUCUCACCCACUCUCAUACCCUCUCAUUCCCUCUCACCCACUCUUUUACGCUCUCAUUCCCUCUCACCCACUCUCAUACACUCUCAUUCCCUCUAACCCACUCUCAUACGCUCUCAUUCCCUCUCACCCACUCUCAUACGCACUCAUUCCCUCUCACCCACUCUCAUACGCUCUCAUUCCCUCUCACCCACUCUCAUACACUCUCAUUCCCUCUCACCCACUCUCAUACGCUCUCAUUCCCUCUCACCCACUCUCAUACGCUCUCAUUCCCUCCCACCCACACUCAUACGCUCUCAUUCCCUCUCACCCACUCUCAUACCCUCUCAUUCCCUCUCACCCACUCUCUUACGCUCUCAUUCCCUCUCACCCACUCUCAUAUGCUCUCAUUCCCUCUAACCAACUCUCAUACGCUCUCAUUCCCUCUCACCCACUCUCAUACGCUCUCAUUCCCUCUCGCCACUUCUCAUACGCUCUCAUUCCCUCUCACCCACUCUCAUACGCUCUCAUUCCCUCUCACCCACUCUCAUACGCUCUCAUUCCCUCUCACCCACACUCAUACGCUCUCAUUCCCUCUCACCCACUCUCUCACGCUCUUAUUCCCUCUCACCCACUCUCUCACGCUCCCAUUCCCUCUCACCCACUGUCAUACCCUCUCAUUCCCUCUCACCCACUCUCUUACGCUCUCAUUCCCUCUCACCCACUCUCAUACACUCUCAUUCCCUCUAACCCACUCUCAUACGCUCUCAUUCCCUCUCAACCACUCUCAUACGCUCUCAUUCCCUCUCGCCCACUCUCAUACGCUCUCAUUCCCUCUCACCCACUCUCAUACGCUCUCAUUCCCUCUCACCCACUCUCAUACGCUCUCAUUCCCUCUCUCCCACUCUCAUACGCUCUCAUUACCUCUCACCCACACUCAUACGCUCUCAUUCCCUCUAACCCACUCUCAUACGCUCUUAUUCCCUCUCACCCACUCUCAUACGCUCUCAUUCCCUCUCGCCCACUCUCAUACGCUUUCAUUCCCUCUCACCCACUCUCAUACGCUCUCAUUCCCUCUCACCCAAUCUCAUACGCUCUCAUUCCCUCUCACCCACUCUCAUCCGCUCUCAUUUCCUCUCACCCACUCUCUCACGCUCUCAUUCCCUCUCACCCACUCUCAUACGCUCUCCGUCCCUCUCACCCACUCUCAUACCCUCUCAUUCCCUCUCACCCACUCUCUUACGCCCUCAUUCCCUCUCACCCACUCUCAUAUGCUCUCAUUCCCUCCCACCCACACUCAUACGCUCUCAUUCCCUCUCACCCACUCUCAUACCCUCUCAUUCCCUCUCACCCACUCUUUUACGCUCUCAUUCCCUCUCACCCACUCUCAUACACUCUCAUUCCCUCUAACCCACUCUCAUACGCUCUCAUUCCCUCUCACCCACUCUCAUACGCUCUCAUUCCCUCUCGCCCACUCUCAUACGCUCUCAUUCCCUCUCACCCACUCUCAUACGCUCUCAUUCCCUCUCACCCACUCUCAUACGCUCUCAUUCCCUCCCACCCACACUCAUACGCUCUCAUUCCCUCUCACCCACUCUCAUACCCUCUCAUUCCCUCUCACCCACUCUCUUACGCUCUCAUUCCCUCUCACCCACUCUCAUAUGCUCUCAUUCCCUCUAACCAACUCUCAUACGCUCUCAUUCCCUCUCACCCACUCUCAUACGCUCUCAUUCCCUCUCGCCACUUCUCAUACGCUCUCAUUCCCUCUCACCCACUCUCAUACGCUCUCAUUCCCUCUCACCCACUCUCAUACGCUCUCAUUCCCUCUCACCCACACUCAUACGCUCUCAUUCCCUCUCACCCACUCUCUCACGCUCUUAUUCCCUCUCACCCACUCUCUCACGCUCCCAUUCCCUCUCACCCACUGUCAUACCCUCUCAUUCCCUCUCACCCACUCUCUUACGCUCUCAUUCCCUCUCACCCACUCUCAUACACUCUCAUUCCCUCUAACCCACUCUCAUACGCUCUCAUUCUCUCUCAACCACUCUCAUACGCUCUCAUUCCCUCUCGCCCACUCUCAUACGCUCUCAUUCCCUCUCACCCACUCUCAUACGCUCUCAUUCCCUCUCACCCACUCUCAUACGCUCUCAUUCCCUCUCUCCCACUCUCAUACGCUCUCAUUACCUCUCACCCACACUCAUACGCUCUCAUUCCCUCUAACCCACUCUCAUACGCUCUUAUUCCCUCUCACCCACUCUCAUACGCUCUCAUUCCCUCUCGCCCACUCUCAUACGCUUUCAUUCCCUCUCACCCACUCUCAUACGCUCUCAUUCCCUCUCACCCAAUCUCAUACGCUCUCAUUCCCUCUCACCCACUCUCAUCCGCUCUCAUUUCCUCUCACCCACUCUCUCACGCUCUCAUUCCCUCUCACCCACUCUCAUACGCUCUCCGUCCCUCUCACCCACUCUCAUACCCUCUCAUUCCCUCUCACCCACACUCAUACGCUCUCAUUCCCUCUCACCUACUCUCAUACGCUCUCAUUCCCUCUCACCCACUCUCAUACGCUCUCAUUCCCUCCCACCCAAUCUCAUACGCUCUCAUUCCCUCUCUCCCACUCUCAUACGCUCUCAUUCCCUCCCACCCACACUCAUACGCUCUCAUUCCCUCUCACCCACUUUCACACCCUCUCAUUCCCUCUCACCCACUCUCUUACGCUCUCAUUCCCUCUCACCCACUCUCAUAUGCUCUCAUUCCCUCUAACCCACUCUCAUACGCUCUCAUUCCCUCUCACCCACUCUCAUACGCUCUCAUUCCCUCUCGCCCACUCUCAUAUGCUCUCAUUCCCUCUCACCCACUCUCAUACGCUCUCAUUCCUUCUCACCCACUCUCAUACGCUCUCAUUCCCUCUCACCCACUCUCAUACGCUCUCAUUUCCUCUCACCCACUCUCUCACGCUCUCAUUCCCUCUCACCCACUCUCAUACGCUCUCUGUCCCUCUCACCCACUCUCAUACCCUCUCAUUCCCUCUCACCCACACUCAUACGCUCUCAUUCCCUCUCACCUACUCUCAUACGCUCUCAUUCCCUCUCACCCACUCUCAUACGCUCUCAUUCCCUCCCACCCAAUCUCAUACGCUCUAAAUCCCUCUCACCCACUCUCAUACGCUCUCAUUCCCUCUCACCCACUCUCAUACGCUCUCAUUCCCUCUCACCCACACUCAUACGCUCUUAUUCCCUCUCACCCACUCUCAUACGCUCUCAUUCCCUCCCACCCACACUCAGACGCUCUCAUUCCCUCUCAACCACUCUCAUACCCUCUCAUUCCCUCUCACCCACUCUCAUACGCUCUCAUUUCCUCUAACCCACUCUCAUACGCUCUCAUUCCCUCUCACCCACGCUCAGACGCUCUCAUUCCCUCUCGCCCACUCUCAUACGCUCUCAUUCCCUCUCACCCUCUCUCAUAUGCUCUCAUUCCCUCUCACCCACUCUCAUGCGCUCUCAUUCCCUCUCACCCACUCUCAUACGUUCUCAUUUCCUCUCACUCGCUCUCUCACGCUCUCAUUCCCUCUCACCCACUCUCAUACGUUCUCCGUCCCUCUCACCCACUCUCAUACCCUCUCAUUCCCUCUCACCCACACUCAUACGCUCUCAUUCCCUCUCACCCACACUCAUACGCUCUCAUUCCCUCUCACCCACUCUCAUACCCUCUCAUUCCCUCUCACCCACUCUUUUUGUUGUUCUCUAACACUUUUACGCUCUCAUUCUCUCUCACCCACUCUCAUACGCUCUCAUUCCGUCUAACCCACUCUCAUACGCUCUCAUUCCCUCUCACCCACUCUCAUACACUCUCAUUCCCUGUCACCCACUCUCAUACGCUCUCAUUCCCUCUCACCCACUCUCAUACGCUCUCAUUCCCUCUCACCCACUCUCAUACGCUCUCAUUCCCUCUCACCCACUCUCAUACGCUCUCAUUCCCUCUCACCCACUCUCAUACGCUCUCAUUCCCUCUCACCCACCCUCAUACGCUCUCAUUCCCUCUCACCCACUCUCAUACGCUCUCAUUCCCUCUCACCCACUCUCAUACACUCUCAUUCCCUCUCACCCACACUUAUACGCUCUCAUUCCCUCUCACCCACUCUCAUACCCUCUCAUUCCCUCUCACCCACUCUCUUACGCUCUCAUUCCCUCUCACCCACUCUCAUACGCUCUCAUUCCCUCUAACCCACUCUCAUACGCUCUCAUUCCCUCUCACCCACUCUCAUACGCUCUCAUUCCCUCUCACCCACCCUCAUACGCUCUCAUUCCCUCUCACCCACUCUCAUACGCUCUCAUUCCCUCUCACCCACUCUCAUACACUCUCAUUCCCUCUCACCCACACUUAUACGCUCUCAUUCCCUCUCACCCACUCUCAUACCCUCUCAUUCCCUCUCACCCACUCUCUUACGCUCUCAUUCCCUCUCACCCACUCUCAUACGCUCUCAUUCCCUCUAACCCACUCUCAUACGCUCUCAUUCCCUCUCACCCACUCUCAUACGCUCUCAUUCCCUCUCACCCACUCUCAUACGCUCUCAUUCCCUCUCACACACUCUCAUACGCUCUCAUUCCCUCUCACCCACACUCAUACGCUCUCAUUCCCUCUCACCCACUCUCAUACCCUCUCAUUCCCUCUCACCCACUCUCUUACGCUCUCAUUCCCUCUCACCCACUCUCAUAUGCUCUCAUGCCCUCCCACCCACACUCAUACGCUCUCAUUCCCUCUCACCCACUCUCAUACCCUCUCAUUCCCUCUCACCCACUCUCUUACGCUCUCAUUCCCUCUCACCCACUCUCAUACACUCUCAUUCCCUCUAACCCACUCUCAUACGCUCUCAUUCCCUCUCACCCUCUCUCAUACGCUCUCAUUCCCUCUCGCCCACUCUCAUACGCUCUCAUUCCCUCUCACCCACUCUCAUACGCUCUCAUUCCCUCUCACCCACUCUCAUACGCUCUCAUUCCCUCUCACCCACUCUCAUACGCUCUUAUUCCCUCUCACCCACACUCAUACGCUCUCAUUCCCUAUCACCCACUCUCAUACCCUCUCAUUCCCUCUCACCCUCUCUCUUACCCUCUCAUUCCCUCUCACCCACUCUCAUACGCUCUCAUUCCCUCCCACCCACACUCACACGCUCUCAUUCCCUCUCACCCACUCUCAUACCCUCUCAUUCCCUCUAACCCACUCUCAUACGCUCUCAUUCCCUCUCACCCACUCUCAUACGCUCUCAUUCCCUCCCACCCACACUCAUACGCUCUCAUUCUCUCUCACCCACUCUCAUACGCUCUCAUUCCAUCCCACCCACUCUCUUACGCUCUCAUUCCCUCUCACCCACUCUCAUACACUCUCAUUCCCUCUAACCCACUCUCAUACGCUCUCAUUCCCUCUCACCCACUCUCAUACGCUCUCAUUCCCUCCCACCCACACUCAUACGCUCUCAUUCCCUCUCACCUGCGGAGAUUCACUCUACAACGGUAGUGAGCUAAACUACAGGGUUGGCACGAACUACUAG